AACAAACAGAAGCUAAGCAGCCAUUUCGGUUCCGGAGGAGUUUUUCCUGCUCUUUGGGCGUUGGGGAAUUUUAGCGUCGAAUAAAUUAUUUUUGCUGGGUGUUAAAAGAGACAUGAAGGACCCGACCAUCGGAACCACAUCCACCCCCACCGGUGCCGGAGAGGUCGUCCUCAGCAGCCAGUUCGGUUCCGAGGAGGAUCCGUUUGCGGAGUACAUGUGGAUGGAGAACGAGGAGGAGUUCAACAGACAGGUGGAGGAGGAGCUGUGGGAGGAGGAGUUUAUGGAGCGCUGCUUCCAGCAGAUGCUGGAUGAGGAAGAGCAGUGGGAGUGGUUCAUCCCGUCCAGAGACCUCCCCCCCGGCGGCGUGGCUCAGCUGCAGGACCAGAUCAGCCUGCUGGUUCGACCGGACGUUCGCCCCGACGCCUCCGACCUGGAAGUGGUGGUGAGGAGCAGCCUGAAUCCAAACGCCAAGGAGUUCACUCCAGGGAUCCAGAAACACAACCUGUGACCCCUUAGCCCCGCCCCUUCCUCCCCAGCCUGCUCUGUGACAUCAUCAGCAGGAAGUCCACCGUUCUCCAGCCGCAGCUCGGACCUUCAGCCUCACGUGUUGCCAAAGUUCUCCUGUCGCCUCACAUCUCUUCUCACCAUGUUUGCUGCAUCCCCUGGGGUCACCUGUCUGUCUGUCUGUCUGUCUGUCUGUCUGUCUGUCUGUCUGUCUGUCUGUCUGUCUGUCUGUCUGUCUGAGGAAACUCUCUGAAUGUAAAUCAGCUCCUUCCUGUUUCUCUCACCUGUUCUGCCCUGAACCUUUGGAACCCAGUCCAGGUUCUGUCCUGACUCUCCUCACCUGACCAGGGGUGAUGCAGUCUGGUCCAAUCAGAGUCCCACCUGGUUCUGUCAGUCUUUCCUCUCGUUUUUUCCCAGAAUCCUUUGUGUUGCUCAGCUGCUUUACUUCCUGACGUCUUUAAACUUUUUCUAAUGUUCUGUAAAAAAAAAAAAAAAAAAAAAAGUCUGAUAAAGAAAAACAUGUAAAAAAAAUCUAUUUUUUCUUAAGGUAGUGAUGAAAUUAAAUGUUUAUUGAGGAAAA
Poeciliopsis prolifica (blackstripe livebearer) is the source of this 1084-nucleotide messenger RNA. RefSeq names its product polyadenylate-binding protein-interacting protein 2-like. Gene Ontology annotation, biological process: negative regulation of translational initiation. Gene Ontology annotation, molecular function: mRNA regulatory element binding translation repressor activity. The record is from RefSeq and is a predicted model, not a curated record. Lineage: Eukaryota; Metazoa; Chordata; Actinopteri; Cyprinodontiformes; Poeciliidae. Gene Ontology annotation, cellular component: cytoplasm.